AACUAAAAUCCAUUAAAAAAUAACUUUUCCGCCGCGGAACUUCCACAUCCAGUGCCGUUUCAUACGAUGCAAGCAGUCUCUUGUCGAGUCUUUGUUUCGGAAUAUACAACGUAACUCACCUCCCGCGUCACAGACAUUAGAUUGUGCCUGGAUUAAAUCUGGCACUUUUUGUUCACCUGCUUCUGGAUGUUUUAUCUCUGAUACAUCCCCGGUGCCCUGCUAAGCCGUUGAGGUUAGCUUAACUUGCUGUCUGGGUAAGGGAAUUACUUUAUCAGUAUAAUACGACUAGUAAGAGAAUAAAGACAUGCUCACAGAGUUAACAUCAUUUAUGUUAAAGCACCGAACGAUAAAUCUCUCUCUCCUCUCUGUGUGUGUACUGAAAGGAAAAGAAAUUUGACAUUUCUGAAAGAAAAUGUCAAAAGUCCAAACUCUGAAAGCUCUGGCGAGUCAGAGACAAACUGCGGCUGCUGAAGAGAUCAUUGAGCUGUUUGAAAGAACCAUUGCAGAGUACAGAGACUUAAAAGAGGAAAACGAGCGACAGUGGAGGAAAACUACAGCUGUUUCAGUCAAAGCAGAAAUCCAGCAGGUGAUUGUUGGUGACCAUAUUCAAUUUGAGCAGCAGGAGUGGAUUCCCAGUGUAGACCCAGAGCUCCCACAUAUUAAAGAGGAACUGCAGGAACACUGGAGUGUUCAGGAGGGACACCAGCUUCAAGGACUAGUGAAGAGCAAAGAUGAUGAAGAGAAAGCUCAGUCUUCACAGCUUAAUCAGAGAGAAACUGAUGAACAGAUAAAAGAAGAAGCUGAAGGGGAGCAGUGUGAAGAAUCAGAACCAACCAGGAAGCUGAGAGUGUUGGUGAAGCAGCAACUUACUUCAGCUGUUGAAGAGAUAUUUGGGCUGUUUGAAACAACGUUGGCAGAGUACGAAACAGAGAUUGAAGGUCUACAUAAGCUGCUGGAAGAGAGGGUGAAGCCUGAGGUCCAGAUUAUCACAGCAGGACUGAGCGACGUGUACUGGGAUAAUUCUGGAUCUGACGAGUCAUCAUCUGACAGUGAUUUAGAGCCUCUGCAGAAAGUGAGGCCAGUGAACCCUCUGCCUGAGGACGGGCCUGUUACAGAUGUGUGUGCCAUGGAGGUGUCACCAGCCCAAGACAUCGAUAAGGAUGGCACAGUGAGGAUGGUCAUUGAAUCUGCCGGAGGCACAGGGAGACGGCAAAUACAGAACAUCUGUAGUGAUUCAGCUGGCCCCACGCUACACGCACGGCGCAACAUUUGCGACAAACUCUCAGCAUUUAUGUGUCUGUGUGAUGGUGUAAUGUUGCAGCACAUUCGUGAAUGCACCAUUGCCAAAGCACGCAGAGCGGGUGAAGAGAGAGCCAACUGGGAUGUCUCUCUUGCGGAGCUAAAGGCCUUUAUUGCCCUUCUGUAUGUGAGGGGUGCAUACUGUGGGAAAAACAUAGACGUUGAAAGUUUCUGGUCAGAGCAAUGGAGCAUCAUGUUUUUCACCACAACAAUGUCGAAGAACCGGUUUCAAGAAAUCAUGCGCCACCUGUGCUUCGAUCAGAAAAUGACUCGCUGUUGCCAGUCGACCAGUGACAAAUUUGCACACCUGAGGGAAGUGUGGGAUAGGUUUAUAAAGAACUCCAUUGCAUGUUACAGACCAGGGCGGGACAUAACAGUGAAUGAACAACUGUUCCCAACAAAAGUAAGAUGCCCCUUCACGCAGUACAUGUCCAACAAGUUUGGCAUCAGGUUUUGGCUGGCUGUUGAUGUUGACACCAAGUACAUUCUGAAUGGCUUCCCAUACCUGGGAAAAGAUGACAGCAGGUUGGCCACGCAACGCAUUGGAGAAAAUGUGAUGCUGAAGCUGGUGGAGCCCUUUGUUUGCAAGGGAAGGAACAUCACUACCUCCAUCCCACUCGCCAACACACUGUCUUCCAAAAAUACCAGCCCUGUGGGCAAAAUCAAUAAGGACAAGCGGGAGUUGAAACAUGGCAAAAUGGUGCUGUCCAUGAACCAAUCCAAGAGAAAUGUGCACCUGAAGAGAAAGCCAGAGAUGAAGACCUAUCACAACCAAACAAAAACAGGAGUUGACAUCCUUUACCAAAUGGCUCAUCAGUACACAGUGAAAGAUGGCACACGUAGAUGGCCUGUUGCUGCCUUUUACAACGUGCUGGAUUUUGCUGCCAUGAAUGCCUGGGUGCUGUACCAGAGCUGUAUGAAUGAAAACAUCCCCAGAAGGGACUUCAUUCUUCAGCUGGCCCAGGAGCUGCGUGCCGAGUGGAUGGCAUCAAGGGAGCCACCGCGUCUGGACGUGCCUCUCAAAUAUGCAGCAGAGGACCGCAAGAGAAUGACAUGCAUGGUGAAGGCCCAAUGCAAACAGAACAAAACAUACUGUAAAUGCCUCAAGUGUGGGGUUGCUGUUUGUGGGAAAUGCACAGUCAAGGUGAUGUAUGUCUGUGCAAGGUGUGUUUGAGCAACAUGUAGCAGAAAUAAUUACUAAAACUUCCCCUAAUGUUUUCUGAUCCGUGUCAUUUUUGUUUGGUUUUUCUUUUUCUGUUAAACACCGAACAUACCUUGUGUGUCAUAUAAAUAAAGUUUGCUAUAAUAUCA
This is a messenger RNA of Lates calcarifer (barramundi perch), 2610 nucleotides long. RefSeq lists its product as uncharacterized. The record is from RefSeq and is a predicted model, not a curated record. The transcript has 5 exons. Bases 413 to 2473 code for a protein of 686 amino acids. NCBI's taxonomy places the organism in Eukaryota, Metazoa, Chordata, Actinopteri, Centropomidae.